UUUGCUCAAAGUUUUCGUUUAAUUUGAUAUUAAAAAUUGAAUGUGUUCCGAUUAUUAUUUUAUGUGUGAUGGAUUCGGCAUUAACAAAUAGGCGGCGACGACGAUUUGCACAGAAAACUUACACGCAUUUCUUUCUUCUGCUAUUUGUGGCAAUUAUCCAAUGGAUAGUUAUAUGCUCAAUAGAAUAUGUUCGUGAGGUUCUGUAUGAUUGUGAGAUAAUAUGCACCAGUUGCUUUGUCCUUGCCAUUUGUCUCUUCACGUUAUUCACAUUCUUUGAAAAAUUGCGACUAAUGGGUGCAAUUAGUAUAUUGUUAUCCUUGAUAAUAGUCGAAUUGGAAAUAAUCUCGCUAUUUGUUUUAAUUGUGCGUUCCUGCUGGAGCGAAAUACUGAUAUACUAUUUAAUUUGUGCAGUUGUUGUUGUUUUUGGCUUAUUUAUUGCCUGUUGCACACCUCUUCAUUUGGAUAUCACACGAAAUAUGUCGCUUGUGUUUGUAUUGAGCUAUAUUUUAAUAUUUUGUUCGGUAUAUUUUCUUAUGUCAAGCAUUCAAGUGAAGGACUCAAGUCGGCCAAUUGCAUUUUGUUGCUUUAAUAUGAUUUUAUCUGCAACAAUGUUUAUGUUUGUAGUCUUUUAUGGCCAGUCCAUAGAGGAAGUUAUUUUAGAUCCUGCACUGAACAAACAAUUGAUGGCCACUGUAAAUGAUUAUAAGGACUAUUCGGAUGAGCUGCCAGAGAUUGUAUAUGAUGAAGACGAUUCCAAGAAUUAAUUGCAUUCCAACAUUCAAACCUAAUAGUAAAGAUUCAAGAAAUAAAGUCAAAUAUAUAUUUUCAAAAUCUUCCAACUCUAUCUAAAAAUAAGUCAUAGACUUUUCAUUGGUAGGAUUAUCAAUUGAAUUUUCACGUGGUGUAUGACUAGGAAAGUGAAAUGAAAUAUAAUCAUAAAGUUUUCAUCAACAUAGCUUUGAUAAUCUUUUAACAUUAAUAUUUACAAAAGCAAGAAAUAGAAAGCGAAACAUAAAAUAUUAGUUUGUUUUUUUUUUGUCAAUAUGCAUUACGAUUUGCGCUCUUAUCGUCAGGCACGACGACAAUUCUCUGUGAGGACUUAUAUGUAUCUUGCCAUUUGGUUUAUAUUGGCUCUAAUACAAUGGCUAAUUGUUUGCAUGAUACAGGAGGGACGUCAAAAGUUUCGUGAUUUAUAUUAUAUAUGUUUUAUCACCUUUACUUUGGGCAUUUUAAUGUUUACCAUUUUCAUAUUUUGCGAAAGACUACGCUACGUAAAGUUCAUAAAUUGUCUUUUCAGUUUAAUUAUAGUCGAAUUACAGAUUAUAUCGCUGUUUGGCUUGGUUGUUUACAGUUGGUGGCCCGAUGUUUUGGCAUUUUUUGGCCUAUGUGUUUUAAUCAUUUUCUUAUGCCUAGUCAUAGGUGCAGCUCUGCCUAGACAUAUGGAUCUUACUUUAGAUGUGGCAGUUCUUUUCAUUGUAGCCUUUGUAUUUUUAAUGGUUUCUGUCUUUUUUCUCUUAUUCCUUCUGAUUGUGUGGGAUACGAUACCAUAUGCAUAUAUAGUUGUCGAAUUAGCCAUUAGCUUAACCAUUAUGUUUUUUGUGAUGUAUCAUGCGCAAACGAUUCAUGGCAAUCGUUUUGCUGAAAUGCGAUUAGAUGAUUUUCUGCUGGGUUCUUUAAUACUGUUUCACGAUUUUCUCAUCAUUUAUUGGUUGACUUUCUAUUGGCAAAUUCGUUAUAGACCUGUGACAUCUGAUUCUUAUCUGGCAACUUCGCCACGCACACCAACAAAUAAAUCCAAAGAGUAUGUUAUGAACACCACCACACCUGAUGAUCUUGGAGUUACAGUUGCCCCUUUGAAUUUAACCACCAAAGAAGGGAAUAAAGAUGACAACAAACGAAUUGGUUAUGCAUUUUAUGAUCAAGAUAAACAAAAAGAUAGGGACAGAGAUCGUAUUGAUAUAGAAGAUUGGUCACCAAGCGUGUCUAACGAUAGAAAAGAAUCUGAUCAAGUUGCCGAUUCUAAUGAUGACAGAAAUGAACCAGCACCAGACCGGAGCGAUUGGUCCGUUUAUCGAAAUCGUAAAAAAAAUCGUCCAUUUGAUGAUAGAACUCAUAGAGGCAAACCAAAAAAUCCACCUGUUGAUGAUGAAUGGCAAGAUACAAAUCUACAUAAUAAUCAUGAUCUUUCGCCCAAACAUAAACAUCAUGACGCCAAUCAGCGGGUUCCACAUCAUCAUAGGGAUAUUGAAUCAAAUGAUGAUUGGAUACUGACAACUCACGAUGAUAUAAAUGAUGAAAUCCUGGCACAGCCUAAAAAUACAAGAUUCCAUUCGCAUCAGGAGAGAAAAUACAAAAAGCAUCCAAGGAAUCAAAUCAAUUAUAAACAUGAAGAUGUAGCAAAUCUAGCACAAAGUUCUGAAAGUCCAAAACGGCUAGAAAUUGUUGAAAACUUUAAGGACGAAGUAGAAAUUCUAUCAACGGACGAUAAUAAAGAUCAAGAUGAAGAACUAAUUGAUGAAGAAACCGUAACAACUAUAGAAAGAUCAGAUAUAGAGGAAGUAGCAGAAGCAAUACACGACAAACAUGAAUUCAUUAAUCUAAACAAGGGCACACGAAAAUUUGACCUAUAAUAAGAGGCGAAAGGUGAAGGGGUAGGAUUAGAGGAGGAGAAAAAAGAGAACGAAAUGAGGGAGCAUUAAAUAUAUACUCAUUAUUUAUUGUGUAUAAACAUAA
Drosophila willistoni is the source of this 2733-nucleotide messenger RNA. RefSeq lists its product as uncharacterized. Lineage: Eukaryota; Metazoa; Arthropoda; Insecta; Diptera; Drosophilidae. The record is from RefSeq and is a predicted model, not a curated record. The transcript has 11 exons. Bases 1044 to 2630 code for a protein of 528 amino acids.